Messenger RNA from Pectinophora gossypiella (pink bollworm), 3068 nucleotides. Its product is annotated as leucine-rich repeat and guanylate kinase domain-containing protein-like. Lineage: Eukaryota; Metazoa; Arthropoda; Insecta; Lepidoptera; Gelechiidae. The coding region runs from base 7 to 3033 and encodes 1008 amino acids. The transcript has 19 exons. Gene Ontology annotation, molecular function: protein binding. The record is from RefSeq and is a predicted model, not a curated record.
AACAAAAUGGCAGUACAACAGGACAAGUCUUCGAGCACUGUGAGCAGGACGCGACGCGCGCUCUCACAGUCUGACCCCGCCUUGCUGAUGCACGUGAAGAACCAACAGGCACAGUUUGGCAAGAGCAACGUCCCGAAUAUGCUCAGCGCGUUACAAUUCGACAACUUCGUGAGGAAGUCUAUAAACAUCUCCAAGAUCAACUACCUGUCCAUGGCGCCUGUAGAUGACACUACCUCUCUCGUUGUCACACCUGGAUCACAACAUACUCAGGAGCCGAGCCGCACAUCAUCAGUAGUACGAGGAAAAACCGUAGAAGACUCGGCAGACGAACAAUUCCCAAUCAACGUGACGUCGUUGAUGAACGAGGAUAACUAUUGGGGGUGUUUUUACCCCUUCCCAGAGUUAUAUAACGAUGUAUACUCUCCUGUGGUACGCGUGAGAGAUAUCAAGGACGUGGCGGAGAUAGUGGGGGGCGUCCUGACUCGAGACAUGGUCAACGCCUGUCUCACAUACCUCAAGAGAACCCCCAUUCUCGGGGACUUCGUGUUCAUCAAACUGGACCUGUCAAACAAGCACCUCGUCAACAUAGAAGUGCUUCAGCAUUAUAAAUACUUGGUGUAUUUGGAUCUCUCCGCUAACUACCUGACGGAUCUGACGGUGCUCUCACAUCUUCUUUAUCUGCAAAAUCUUUCUGUUUCUUUCAACAGACUUAAUACUGUUUUGGAAUACGACGUUCCGCAAUGGUUCCUAACGGAAGUGCACUACAAAUACAACUCAGUUAAAAGAAUAAGAGACUUGACGAUGUUUUGGUCCAUCACGAUACUCGAUUUGUCCCACAACAAUAUAAAAGGAAUCACCGGGUUGGAAAACUUGCACUAUCUCCGACGGCUCGACCUCUCCUUUAAUCACAUCCAGCGACUUGAAAACCUGAAUAACUUGCGCUUGGUGUGGCUUGACGUUUCGUACAACAACAUUUCAAGCUUUGAAUUCGGCUCUCAAGCCGGCCUUUGGACGCUGUAUCAUCUUGAGUAUCUGAACCUGAACGAGAAUAAUCUCACUUCCAUGAAGAUAUUUUCAGGUUGUACAAGGGUUAAAGAACUGCACGCGCGGAACAACGGUCUGAGCAUGCUCCUGGAGCUGGCGGUGUACAUGCGCCAGAUGCGCCGGCUGGCGAUCUUGGACCUGAGGGCCAACCCCAUCUGCUGCACGCCAGGGUACAGGGACGUCGUCAUCAAUACCUUCCCCCUGCUGCUUAGCCUCGAUGCUGAGGAACUCGACCCUGUCAUCCAGAGACGCUUCAAAAUGGACACAACUCCAGACGUAAAGGCGUUCGCUUGUCGACGCCUCCUGCGGCUGUUGUACAUAGAGCAGCUGUCUAGGGCUCGCGUGUCACCAUACGUGCCCCCAGCCGACACCAGAGAGGUGCCCCUGGUUAUCAUUGUGGGGUACGAAGCCGUUGGAAAAGGUACUCUAGUCCGCCGGCUAGCUAACGACUGUAGCGCGAACAUAGAAGAAGCCGUGCAGCACACGACAGCAAUGUUCCACUUCCCUGGACACUACAGGGAGGUGACCAGGAAAUUGUUCGACAAGAUGCUGCUCUCGGGAGAAUUGCUCACCUACUCGGAGCUAGAUGGAGAAUCGUAUGGUCUUAGCCGUGAAGAAGCGUACGUUAAAGACGGGAAAGUGAAGGUGGCAGCGAUGGAUCUGACGUCAGCUCUGAUGAUGCAGUUGCGCGGGCGCCGGCCGUACCUCAUCCUCGCCACGUGCUCCGAUAAGAAUGCUUUGAUUAAACGACAGCGGGACCGUAAAGAAUACCGCAACAGAAUGCUGGAGGCUCGAACAUCUGUUGAAGUGCCUUUAGAAAAGUCCACGCUACAAGUGUUGGUCUCCGGGCGGAUACUUGUUACCGGGAUACUUAACGAAAUACUUCUGUGUCUUCCCGAAGAGAAAGAGGAGAGUGAGUUCGUGAUAGAGUCGCAGUGUUCCCUGCUGAUGGAUAGCGACGCUCGCGAGGCUGUGCAGGAGUAUUCCAAGGGAAUCACUAUGCUCACGCUCAUGUCUUCGGGCACCAGCUCACUCGAAGAGGUCUGCAAACGGGCAUAUAAACAAACCAUUCAGAACGAAGCAAGUCUUUGUUCGCUGUACAAGGAGUCUCAGAACACUGAUGAGUACGCGAGCGAUAUUAAUGGCCAGAACUCCUAUCAAGAUUCCAAAAAAUCGGGUGAUACUCGACAGUCGAAGAAUACCGACAAAAUAUCAGACUCUUCUCACCCAAAAGGCGUUGACGCCGCUAAAUAUGUAUCUGCAGGAUACUUACGAAUUUCUGGUGCGAACAGCGCCAAGUCAUCAAAAUCUGUAACAUUCACAUCGCAAGACGCGGAAGCAACUGCUGGCCUGAUAAUCAAAGAGGGAGAAAUCCCUAGAAACCUGACAGGAUUACUGAUCGAACCUGCGAAUAUUGAGAAGACCCAGGAGGGCGCACAUUUUGACCAAGAACGAAUAAAGCACAUGACUCAGCGCUCACUAAGCAAGAAGUUCCCGUGGCCGAUAGCCGGACACGGUCCGCCGCCGGGCCGCACCGGCUCCGGGUGCUCCAUGGACCCCGACGGCGACCUCUGGCUCAGCUUCCUCAUAGACACUGGCUUGCUGCAAGCCAGCGACCCUAACAUUGAAAUGUCUGAAACAUUCCAACAACGGCGUGACACGAAGGUGGAUGAUCCAGAGUAUAUACUAAAGCAAUUGGCGUAUUAUAGAAUGAUUCCAAGUCAGUCUUUCUCUACGAAUAUCAGAGACGACUAUGAGCACAUACACCGCAAAUGUCCCGGUCUUUUCUGGGAUACUAUUACUAUGGAUGACCCAGAACAAGCAUUCAAAAAAGCCAAGAGAAUAAUCAAAGAUAUUGUUAAUUCACAACCGGACUUCAAACCAAUGUUCGACAUUAAUUUUACAAUGUUGACCAAAGACUACCCAACAAUCAAGAAGAAGAUUGCCACUAUCGCCAAUAACAUCGCGCCGCGAAGGUUUUUCUUCUAAAAUUACAAUACAUAGAAUGUUGGUAAAAGAAAGAA